Molecule: messenger RNA, 342 nt
Organism: Penicillium taxi
Lineage: Eukaryota; Fungi; Ascomycota; Eurotiomycetes; Eurotiales; Aspergillaceae
Exons: 1
Coding region: 1-342 (113 amino acids)
Source: RefSeq, a predicted model, not a curated record
AUGUCUUUCUCGACUCCUUCAGUACUCGAGCCACUCGGUGGCAGAAAUAAGAAGAUAACAAUCACUGCCCCCAACUCCACCCCACAGAUUUGGAUCAUCGACCAGUACCUCUCAGGCAUAGAUUAUAGAAUCAGCCCAGCCGAGGCCAAGAACGGGCUCUCUGUUGGAUUUACUCGCGCAAAGUUUACUUGCCACCUUGAUGGUAAUGAGAACAAGAAGGGAUUCCUACGCAUUUACCGCCAAAUAGAGAUUCAGAAGACACAACUGGAUACCCGGACGAGAAACGCCAGCAGGCCAAGCCGCCUAAAGAUUUUACGGAACUUAAAGCGCUCAAAGACUUAA